AUGGCGAGUGGGAACUCAACCUCAGCAACCGACUUCCUCCUGGCCGGGCUCUUCCCUGGAUCCCCGCAUUCAGCGUUACUCAACGUCGCAGUCAUCUGCAUCUAUAUCCUGGCCUUCCUGGGAAACGCCCUCCUGAUUGUCCUCAUCCUGGGGGACUCCCGUCUCCACACACCCAUGUACAUCCUGCUCAGCCAGCUUUCGCUCAUUGACCUGACGCUGACCUCUACCAUCGUCCCCAAGAUGGCCACCAACUUCUUCACGGGGAGGAGGAGCAUCUCGUGGGUGGGUUGUGGGACACAGAGCUUCUUCUUCCUGAUGCUAGGCAUGUCCGAGUGCCUCAUCCUGACCCUUAUGGCUUAUGACCGCUAUGUGGCCGUGUGCAACCCACUGCGUUACCCCUCCAUCAUGAGCCCCCCAUUCUGCCUACGCACAGUGGUGGGGUGUUGGGCAGGGGGCUCUGCCAGCUCCUUGGUCCACACCGUGUACCCUCUGCACUUCCCCAUCUGUGGGUCCAGGGAGAUCCCCCACUUCUUCUGCGAGGUGCCGGUUCUGAUCAAGCUGUCCUGCGAGGACACCUCCACCUAUCAGUCUGUGGUGGUGGUGACGAGCAUCGUGCUGCUUGUCGUCCCCUUCGGGCUCAUCACAGCUUCCUACAUGCUCGUCUUCCUCUCUGUCCUCCGCAUGAACUCCGUCAAGGGCAGGAGGAAGGCACUGGCCACCUGCUCCUCGCACGUCACGGUGGUGAGUCUCUUCUUCGGCCCCAACAUCUUCAUCUACAUGAGCUUCACGUCCUCACACAGCCCAGAGCAGGACCAGGUGCUCUCCGUGUUCAGCAAUGUGCUCACUCCGCUGCUGAACCCCCUUAUCUACAGCCUGAGGAACAAAGAGGUGGUGGCUGCACUCAGGAAACUGUCGGGGAGACAUGGGGUUCCUAGCAGAGGAGUACAAGGGUGA
Messenger RNA from Ochotona princeps (American pika), 954 nucleotides. RefSeq names its product olfactory receptor 2M3-like. The record is from RefSeq and is a predicted model, not a curated record. The transcript has a single exon. NCBI's taxonomy places the organism in Eukaryota, Metazoa, Chordata, Mammalia, Lagomorpha, Ochotonidae. Gene Ontology annotation, molecular function: olfactory receptor activity; G protein-coupled receptor activity. Gene Ontology annotation, cellular component: membrane. Gene Ontology annotation, biological process: G protein-coupled receptor signaling pathway. The coding region runs from base 1 to 954 and encodes 317 amino acids.